UUUCUAUGGCGGAAUCAUGAACCUGUUGAGGGAGAUCUGGGUGUUUUCGUCCCCUCCCCUCUCAUUAAUGUGUGCGGUGUGGGUGAAAUGACAGCCCUCUUUUGUGUCAGGGCAAUUUGUUUAUCUACUGCGUGCAGCUCGUACUGCUUCCUCUUUUCUGUCCUGCUUCCCUCUGGCCCUUUCUCUCCGCUCACAUCUACGGCUGCCUCCCUCUUCUAGUGCUCUACGGGCCUACAUGGCAGCUCGUCUUCCCCUCCCGCGGCUGGACCGUGUCGUCUGCUUGGCCCCCUCGUCUGAGAGCCGCACACAGGAGCAGACGGGCGACUUGUGAAAGCGGGCAUCUGACGAGCUUCUCUCUUCUGGUAUCGCUAACGGUCCUUUUACCAUGAGCCAUUCCACUCCAGCUACAGCUAAUGGGAACAAUAAAACAUUUCAAGGAGAUCGCUCCCCUUGUUCUCCAUCAAGAGUACUUCAUAUCCGCAAGAUUCCAAAUGAGGUCACAGAGUCUGAAAUCAUCUCAUUAGGUCUGCCAUUUGGAAAAGUAACUAAUCUUUUGAUGCUAAAAGGAAAAAGCCAGGCAUUCUUAGAAAUGGCUUCUGAAGAGGCAGCUGUCACAAUGGUGAAUUAUUACACCCCUCUCACUCCUCAUCUCCGCAGUCAGCCUGUCUACAUUCAAUAUUCCAAUCACCGAGAACUGAAGACUGACAAUCUGCCUAAUCAAUCACGAGCUCAGGCUGCCUUGCACGCUGUGACUGCCAUUCAAUCUGGGGGUCUGGCACUCACAGGUGGCCCUACUGGUGAAAGCUUGAUGUUGUCUGGACAGAGUCCUGUACUCAGAUUAAUUGUGGAAAACCUGUUCUACCCAGUCACUCUGGAAGUUCUUCAUCAGAUCUUUUCCAAGUUUGGAACAGUAUUGAAGAUCAUUACAUUUACAAAAAACAACCAGUUUCAGGCCUUGCUGCAGUAUGCUGAUUCAUUGAACGCACAACAUGCUAAAGCGGCACUGGAUGGGCAAAAUAUUUAUAAUGCAUGCUGUACUUUGCGCAUUGAAUUCUCGAAGCUGACAAGCCUUAAUGUCAAAUACAACAAUGAUAAAAGCAGAGACUUCACACGCCUUGACUUACCAACUGGAGAUGGGCCGCCAUCCCUUGAAUCCACCAUGGCUGCAGCAUUUGGUGCUCCAGGUAUUAUUUCCUCUCCAUAUGCAGGAGCAGCAGGAUUUGCCCCAACUAUUGGCUUCCCUCAGGCAGGUCUUUCCGUUUCGGGUGUACAUGGGGCUCUUGGCCCUCUUGCUCUUACCACUUCAGCAAUCACUGGUCGUAUGGCAUAUCCAGGGAUGACUGCCAUUCCUGGUCAUUCUGUUCUCUUAAUCAGCAAUCUAAAUCCCGAUCUUAUUACACCUCAUGCACUCUUCAUCUUGUUUGGGGUCUAUGGAGAUGUCCACCGUGUGAAAAUACUAUUUAACAAAAAGGAAAAUGCAUUGGUGCAAAUGGCAGAUUCAAACCAAGCACAACUGGCCAUGAGCCAUCUAAAUGGGCAGAGGCUUCAUGGAAGGGUACUACGAAUUACUCUCUCAAAGCAUCAAUCUGUCCAGCUUCCUCGUGAAGGGCACGAAGACCAAGGCCUUACAAAGGACUACGCCAACAGCCCGUUGCAUCGCUUCAAGAAACCAGGCUCCAAGAACUUCCAAAAUAUCUUUCCUCCCUCUGCAACACUGCACCUGUCUAACAUCCCGCCUUCAGUCUCUGAUGAUGACCUUAAGAGAUUAUUUGCAAGCACUGGAUGUUCAGUAAAAGCCUUUAAAUUCUUCCAGAAAGAUCGAAAGAUGGCCCUUAUCCAACUUGGAUCACUGGAAGAAGCUAUACUGGCUCUAAUUGAACUGCACAACCAUGACUUGGGAGACAACCACCAUCUGAGAGUUUCCUUCUCAAAGUCAAUGAUAUAAUUUCUGCACCAUUAUUUUCCCACUUAUUUUCUUGAAAAGACUGGACCAUAGUUUUGGCUAAAUCCCUCAGACAGAGACUGAAGAUGCCAAGGCCAAUUCAGCCUCAUUUGUUAUACUGAACCAACGUGAAAAGAAAAAUAUCCCACAUCGUACAAAAGUUUAUAACACAGAAUGACCAAGGCAUAAAUAUUCCACUGUACAGCAGUGAAAUAAGCAGAUUAUGAGUUGUAUUCAUUUUGUAAACACACCCUGGCGUUCAUUUCCUAUUUGUUCCAAAACAUUACACAGCAUUUUUCUGACAAUCAUCAAGGUUUCAAGUUGCUUUAACGAAAAUCAUGUCUUUUUUAUUGUUUUGGGUGAAAAUGUAAAGGUUUAAAAAAAAUCUUUGUUAUUUAUAUCUGUACAGAGGUUAACAUUAAAUGUGUUUAAGGGACACCUAUGCUCCUCUAUCAUAAAUUAUAUUUGAAUUUUUAUUGCAUUAAAUGUGAAGGUCCUUGAUGUUAUAGGAUGGUUGAUUGUAUAUCAAUUGAAAAAUACCUUCGUACCCACCAAAUUUUUUGUUAAUUUUUUUAAAUAUUUUUUAGAUUAUGCACUAAUAUUUGUCAGUCUGUGUUGUAUACUUUUUCAGUUUUUCUGCAAAAUUGUAGACUUGCUAUAUAUAAAUUGAAAAUACAACUCAAUACAUUCAAGCAUUAAGAAUUACAAAAUGGCUUUUGCCAGAUGAGAUCUGUUGUGUAAACAAUGAUUUUGGAACAAAAUGAAAAUGUUCACAAUUAAACAAUGAGCUAUUUUUUUUUCUGAUCAAAAAUAGAAACGUUUACAGUCUUAACAAUAUGAUUCAGGUCUCAUUUGGUUUUUGCAGAUUUUUAAGAGAUUAUUUUUGGUAAUGUGUUAAAGACUUAAACCUCAAGGGUUUUUUGUACCACUAUAGUAACUGAAAUCUAUACAUCAAAAUUACUGUGUACUUAUUUUACUUAUGUGCCUUAUGUGCUUAUACAAAUAGGCUAGAUUAUUUCUGAUGUACCUUCUGCAAUCUUUAUUGUGGGCUUGGUGAGAGAGUUUUUGCUCCUUUAUAUUUCUAGAUUUUAUUUUUUGUUUGUGUUUUUAAUAUAUAUGUUUGCUUUUUCUGUUGUGUGCAUCAAGGUUACUGUUCUUUUUAGCAGUAGUGAAAGCUAAUAAGAAAACGGUAAUAGAGAAUAGAGUAAAUGACAAAGCCUGCAAAUCUGUAAUUUGUAUACAUGCUUUCUAGAAGGUGGCUGGAUAUAUUGAAAGUAUACAAGCUAGGCUUUUUAAUUGAGAAACUGGGUUUUGAGGCUUAAAAGGAUGUACCCACCUAUUGUAAGCCUCAGAAAAACUGGUGUGUGUUUUUUCCAUGGCUAAAAUGCAUGUUAAUUUCGCUAAAAUAUCUGUGUGUUUGAACUAUAUUAUUGAGAUUCAGUGUGAGAGAGAGUCAAUAUUUCUGGCCUUUGUUUGUUUUUCUUUUUGUACUGAUUUAGAAAAAAAUUGAGGAAAGGAAACGAUUCCGAUACAACCAUUGUCCAAUUCAUAUUAGAUGGGCAACACAGACACCCUGUUUGUACUCGGGUUUAAGUCAUCCACCCUUUGUGUACAUAGAUGCAAGUACAUGGCCUGGGUAGAAACUGUGUGCUUACACACAAAAUGCACCUCAAUGUGCACUUACAGCUGCAGGAAAAAAGAAAACAUGUUGAUCCAUAUAUUGUUUGUGUGUUGUUUUUUUUCCGUCAGACUUUCAGCUGGCUUUAAAACACAUGUGAAUGUACCCAUAUGUUUAUUUAAUUACAUUGUUUUAUUUUAAAUAUCAAUUGUUGAAUUUGGAAUGUCAGUGAAAGCAUUUCUUACUGUCUAGUAUGAUGGUCCAAAAAUGGUUGGUUUGUUUGUGUACCUGUUGAAAGAUGGUAGCUAUUGGCCUGACUUCUUUAUUCCUGUAUGCGUUCCAUAGUCUGCAAACUGUUCCCUCACUCAGGUUAUCUUUAGUCUUUAUUUUUUUUUUCUCCUGAUGCAUAACAAAAUGCAAAAAAAA
Messenger RNA from Rana temporaria (common frog), 3986 nucleotides. It is a transcript of the gene PTBP3, whose product is annotated as polypyrimidine tract binding protein 3. Lineage: Eukaryota; Metazoa; Chordata; Amphibia; Anura; Ranidae. Gene Ontology annotation, biological process: mRNA processing; regulation of RNA splicing. Gene Ontology annotation, molecular function: mRNA binding. The coding region runs from base 386 to 1945 and encodes 519 amino acids. The record is from RefSeq and is a predicted model, not a curated record. The transcript has 14 exons. Gene Ontology annotation, cellular component: nucleus.